UUGUUUGUCCGUGUACCCGGAAGUCUUCCUGAGUGAAACAUGUCCGUGUCAAACAGCUACAAACCUGUCAGUCAUGUCAUCUUUGACAUGGAUGGGUUGUUGUUGGACACGGAGCGGCUGUACACGGUGUCCUUCCAGGAGAUCUGUGACAGGUUUGGGAAGCGGUACACCUGGGACSUGAAGUCCAUGGUGAUGGGGAAGAAGGCUCUGGAUGCUGCUCAGAUCAUCAGGGACACCCUGGAGCUUCCCAUGACGGCCGAGGAACUCCUGGCUGAGAGCAGGACCAUCCAAGAACGCAUCUUUCCCUCAGCCCAGCUCCUCCCAGGAGUGGACAGACUUGUCCACCACCUGAAGAAGCAUGGUGUCCCCUCUGCGGUGGCCACCAGCUCAGCCACUCAGACCUUCCAGCUGAAGACCCUGGCCCACAGYGACUUCUUCGGUCUGUUUGACCACGUUGUCCUGGGGGACGACCCCGAGGUGAAGAAUGGAAAACCUGAGCCGGACUCCUUCCUGGUGUGUGCCAGCAGGUUCAGCCCCCCGGCCUGUCCUCAGAAGUGUUUGGUGUUUGAAGACGCKCCUAACGGAGUGACGGCAGCCCUGGCAGCAGGGAUGCAGGUGGUGAUGGUUCCUGAUGACAACCUGGACCCCAGCCUGACCCAGCAUGCCACACUGAGACUCAGGAGCUUGGAGGACUUUGAUCCACAGCUGUUUGGUCUGCCAGCGUAUGACUGAACCACAUCCUGAAGCAGGCAGGGCUUGGUGUUUUUCUGAGACGGGACAAUCUUUCAUGAACAGGUGUAAAAUCCAUUAUUUCAUCAGCAGUCAUUUAAUGGAGGUGAAUUAUAUUAAUUUAUGAUUUGAUGGUUUACUGCUGGUUGUGAAAAUUUGAUAAAUAUUUAUUUUAAUMUUUAUUUCAAUAAGAGGCAGACUGGGCCACUACAAAGAAACUAAAGAUCCAUGUGUGGCCCUGGAGCCUCAGAUUUCAGCCCCUGUGCUUUAAAGAAACAGUUGUUUUAUCCUGUAAUACAGACAAGUAAUAAAUGCAGAGUUACUGUGGUCCUCUAA
This is a messenger RNA of Austrofundulus limnaeus, 1065 nucleotides long. It is a transcript of the gene pudp, whose product is annotated as pseudouridine 5'-phosphatase. Gene Ontology annotation, molecular function: phosphatase activity. Lineage: Eukaryota; Metazoa; Chordata; Actinopteri; Cyprinodontiformes; Rivulidae. The transcript is spliced from 4 exons. Bases 40 to 732 code for a protein of 230 amino acids. The record is from RefSeq and is a predicted model, not a curated record.